This is a messenger RNA of Racocetra fulgida, 273 nucleotides long. The record is from the annotation of a GenBank genome assembly. NCBI's taxonomy places the organism in Eukaryota, Fungi, Glomeromycota, Glomeromycetes, Diversisporales, Gigasporaceae.
AUGAGUAACAAAGCGAGCAUCGCAAAUAUUCUCAACGCCGAUACGUCCAAUACUUCCAAUCAUUCGGAUCAUAGAUCUUCUAUACCAAACAAUUAUCGAUCAAAUCAAACUUUACCUGCCAUAAGUGAUGUAUUCUCUGUUGUUCCUAUUAGUUAUCCGGGUGGUCCGCAGAUUCAAUUAGUUCCUGAUGGUGAUUUAGCAAACUUUAAUCGUGCAAAUUCAAUGAUCUUGAAUCAUGAAGUUUUGGAUGCAAUGUCCAUGAAGACUGCUGCU